Messenger RNA from Oryza sativa Japonica Group (Japanese rice), 2636 nucleotides. Lineage: Eukaryota; Viridiplantae; Streptophyta; Magnoliopsida; Poales; Poaceae. The record is from RefSeq and is a predicted model, not a curated record.
GGGAGGUUUUUCUUUAUUUGUUCUCUCCUCUUUUGUAUUCCACGUGUACUCUAUUCUCAUAUAAUCUAGAGCUUCUGCGCUUGCGUAGGUGAAGCCUGCCCCGUGUAAGAUCAUUUGGCUCAAUAAUAUAUUCAGGUAGGGAUUCUCUACCCCCGGUGAUUUAGUAAAAAAAAAUAAAAAGGUGAGGUGAGCUUCGUGGUCGUCCUGCUCGCCGGCGAUGGCGACGGCGACGGCGAGCUCCGGUUCUUGGAUACAAGCGUUUUGGUUGUGAACUUCCUCGUUUUCAAUUUUGAGCCCGGGAAGAAGCAAACAACCUAUCAAAGGAAAUUAACUGAACCAGGAUUGGAUGAAAUUUGAUGGGGCCACUUCUUUGGGGAGCUUCUGUUUUCUUGCAAUGGGCUGCUAGAAAUUUCGUUCACAAUGUUUUCCUGAUAAAUUCCGUCAAGUCAUGCUCUUCUUUGAUGAACUUUGACAUGUUCAAGAUCUAUAGUUCGUCAAAAGUUCCAAGUCUCGAAUCGGUCGGAGUGCGCGGUCUUGUUUAUUUUUCCUGACCUUGAAACUGCAGCACUUUGUGACUAGAAUAUAACUAAUUCUGGUCAUGAAAGGUGUGAGCUUUGAGUCUGCAAAGCUGAACUUGCCACCAUCCAGCUUCAGCCUCACCUGCAACUCUUUAAUUCUAAUUAGGAAGAUGUUUAUGCCUUCCCAACCGAACCGAUCACAACUGCUGUUUACUGCUUUGAUCUCUACUCUGUACCAAACUUACCACAUGCAUUCUUCUUGAAAAACAAGCACCUAUUUUUUUUUGUUAAUGUUAGGUGUGGUAGCAUUAAUCUGAACUCACCUUUUUUUACUUAUUGUCUACAUUCUUCUUGUAUGAUGCAGCUGCCUGAUUGCCUGACCAACAGAAUUCAGAGAACCUCUAUUUUAUCUGCAGUUGAUGUCUUGUGAGCACAAUUCAGUCCUGAAAAAGAACAGGGGUUUGCUUCAGAGCACAGUAAAGGGAUGAGAUUGGUGAAUCUGAAUGGUCUGAGGUUCAAGCAGCUCAAGCUUGUCUGUCUUGCCCUCCUUGUGGUGCUCCUGACAUGGAAAUGGGAGAAGGGAUCGCUGCGAAAUCGCGGCGAGCUCCUCCGAUCAGAGCCAUUGGCUUUGAGCCAUCCAGUUCAAUCCAAGUAUAUAGAUCAUGAUAUCUCCAAGGAAGAAAUUUUUUCUAGCUUGGAUCCAUUAGUGCAGUUAGUAGAUGAAGUAGGAAGGGAAGCUACUGCUGCAUCUCCACCUCAGUCUGUAGUUCAUGAAGCAGAAAACGUCACUGGUAAAAGGGAAGCAUCACCUCCUGAGAAGAAAGAAUGUGACUACAGGAAUGGAAGAUGGGUUCCUGAUGACAGCAGACCAUUAUAUUCUGGUCUCAGCUGCAAAAAAUGGCUCUCUGAUAGCUGGGCUUGCAGAUUGACACAACGAAAGGAUUUCGCUUAUGAGAAAUUCAGAUGGCAGCCUGAAGGCUGUGACAUGCCAGAAUUCCAAGCCUCCCAGUUCUUGAAAAGGAUGCAGGACAAAACCAUUGCUUUUGUAGGUGACUCCUUGGGGAGGCAGAUGUUCCAGUCCAUGAUGUGCAUGCUCACAGGUGGGGAUGAUCACUCGCAUGUCGAAGAUGUCGGUAAACGCUACAGCCUUGUCGUUGCGCGCCACGCUAAGAGACCGGAAGGUUGGGCAUACCGGUUCCGAAGAACCAACACCACCAUCCUCUACUACUGGUCAGCAACGCUCUGUGAUCUGGAGCCUCUCAGGAGGUCUGAUCAGGCAACCGGCUAUGCAAUGCACCUAGACCGCCCUCCUGCAUUUCUUCAGAAGAACCUCCACAGGUUUCAUGUGAUAAUUCUGAACACCGGGCACCACUGGAACCGGGGGAAGAUGAAGGCGAACCGGUGGCAAAUGUACGUCUCCGGGGCACCGAGCCAUGACCGGGAUAUCGCCGUCAUCUGGAAGGCGAAGAACUUCACCAUCCACAAUGUUGUCAGGUGGCUGGAUGAUGAGCUUCCAAGGUACCCCCAUCUGAAGGUCUUCUACAGGUCAUUGUCACCCAGGCAUUUCUUCAAUGGUGAGUGGAACACUGGAGGAACAUGUGACAACAAAAACCCUUUAUCCAAGGGGAAUUCGGUGUUUCGGAAUCGUUCUGACGAUGCCGAAGCCGAGGAAGCGGUGAGAGGCACCGGAAUCAAGCUCUUGGAUAUCACCGCGAUUUCGCGGCUGAGGGAUGAAGGGCAUAUAUCCAGGUACAGCAUCAGAGGUAGAGGAGGGGUCCAGGAUUGCUUGCACUGGUGCCUUCCUGGUGUUCCAGACACAUGGAAUGAGAUCCUGGCUGCUCAAUUGUAGCUGCCUGCUGCCAUAGUCAACACAUUUUUCUUUUGAUAAGCUCUAACCAUUUUAUCUGAUGUUAUCAUCAUCUGAUAAAAGCAGCUAUUUUUCAUGUAAAUCUGUAAUAACCCUUCAAUAAGUUUCUGUACUUUUCUGGGAUUAGCCACACACAUACACGCACCCCAUCAUUCUUCAGGACUGAAAAUGAAAUUCUUGUGUAGAUUCAGACAUGAGUUUGUACACUAUACCGUUUUCCGUUACUAGAUUCUUUUUCUAAAUUAUGAUGA